UAAUGGGAGGAGCUUUUGGAAAAAGGAAAGUUUAAAUAUUAGUAGUAGGUUUAGAUAAUUCAGGGAAAACAAGUAUUAUAAAUGCUUUGAAAAAUGAGAAAAAUGCAACAGUGGCACCCACAGUCGGUUUUAAUAAGGAUUCUGUAGAAAAAUUUAACUUAAACUUUUAAUUCUCUGAUAUGAGUGGAUAAAAUUAAUAUAGAGGUAUGUGGGAAUAGUAUGCAACAAAAGUAUUAAAAUUGAUAUAAAUAGAUUGAUGGACUUAUUUUUGUAAUUGAUUCAUCUGAUAAAAUCCGAUUUGGUAUUGCUCUUGAUGAAUUCAAAUUACUAUUAGAGACUUAAGGAUUCAAUAAAGAUCUUCCAAUUCUUGUGUAUGCUAAUAAAUAGGAUUCUCCAGAUGCAUAAAAUCCAUAAUUUUUUAUUGAUUAUUUCGAAUUGAAAAAGUAUAAGAAUCCUUCUUAAUGCUUUGGAGGAAGUGCUAAGACUGGAGUUGGUUUGGAUUAAGGACUUGAAUGGUUAAGUGCAAAGAUUUAGUAAGUAAAACCAAAAUGA
Molecule: messenger RNA, 552 nt
Organism: Paramecium pentaurelia
Lineage: Eukaryota; Ciliophora; Oligohymenophorea; Peniculida; Parameciidae
Source: the annotation of a GenBank genome assembly